GCCCGAGAAGUUCGUGGCCUUGUGAGCUGGUAAGCGCAGUCAAGCACCGGGCCGCGUCCGAGAAGGUAACGGCAUGCUACAAGACAUCGUACGUGCCACGGCUUACAAUGGUGUAGCAAUCAGUGCGUCGUCGGUACCAAGAAAUGGGCACCACCGUCGUUUGUGCGGUACUAUUCGGCGCCGUUUUCGGGGUGCUAUCCGCGUCCCUGAGCAAGGCGCUACGUUAUCAGGCGCCGGACGAGUGCAAGUGGGUUGUCGUCGACUCUGACGUCGAGGACGACGUGGCCUUAGUGUGUAAACUUCGCACCAUUAACAGUGAACUCGAGAACACCAACUUCAGUGUGAUACAACCGCAGCAUACGGUGCGGUUACGGUUAGAAUGCAGCGACGGGCUCUUCUUUCAGAGCUCGCUGAGUGCGGGCAGUUUCAAGCCUCUCGUCGAACUACGCGAACUCUCCAUAGAGUACUGCAAGAUAGGGAAUCUAUCCGACGGCGCGUUCAAAGGACUGAAAGAACUGCGGAAUCUGACGGUUCGCACGCACAACACGGACUGGUCGGCCAUGGCGUUGGAGGUUUCGCCGGACGCCUUCGACGACGAGCUGAGGAACCUGGAACGGCUCGAUCUCGGCGAGAACAACAUGUGGAGCCUGCCGUCGGGUGUGCUAUGUCCCCUGUACAAUCUACAGGUGUUGAACUUGACGCGAAACAGGUUGCGAGAAGUGUCCGAUUUCAGAUUUUCGAACAGCCCGUCCGACAGGUGUAACGCGAACCUAAGGCUGUUGGACUUGUCCCGUAACAAGAUAGACAGAUUGAUGAGCGGACAGUUUUCCGGACUGACGCGGUUGCAAAAGCUCUAUUUGCAGGGAAACGGUCUGACCAACAUCGCCGACCGCGCGUUAGAGGGUCUCGUCGCCCUCAACAUACUCAAAGUGUCCGAUAACAAACUAGUCAGUUUACCCCCUGAACUAUUCUCCGAUACCAGAGACAUACGCGAGCUAUACCUGCAGAACAACACGAUAAACGUUUUAGCGCCUGGUCUAUUGAACGAAUUGACGCAACUCCUCGUCCUAGAUCUGUCGCACAACGAACUAACAACGGACUGGAUAAACGCCGGUACUUUUACUGGCCUUGUGCGACUAGUGGUGCUCGACAUUUCGUUCAACAAAAUAUCAAAACUCGAACUGUCGUUAUUCAGGGAUCUAUACAGCUUGCAAAUUCUCAGACUGAACGACAAUCAGAUCGAGAACAUACCAGAGAACACUUUCUCCGCUCUCUACAACCUUCACACUCUUAUAAUUUCGAACAAUAAGAUCGCGAGAAUCGACGGGGAUACCUUCAACGGAUUAUACGUUUUAUCCUUGCUCUCUCUGGAUAACAAUAAAAUAGCGUGGAUCCAUCCGGAAGCUCUCAAGAAUUGUUCCAGCCUGCAAGAUCUACAUUUAAACGGCAACAAACUACUCAACGUGCCCGAGGUUCUCAACAACGUUCCCAACCUGAAAACCCUAGAUCUCGGCGAGAAUCACAUAGACACGAUAACGAACGACACGUUCCCUGAGAUGAAGUCGAUGUUCGGUCUUAGGCUGACGGAAAACAACAUCGGCAACAUAUCCAAGGGAGUGUUCGAGAAGAUGCCGUCGUUGAAGAUCCUCAACCUGUCCAAAAACAAGAUCCAGAAGAUCGCAUCGGGCGCGUUCGACGUCAAUAUCAAUCUGCAGGCGAUAAGGCUGGACGGCAACUAUCUGACAGAUAUAGAAGAAUUAUUCGCCAAGUUGCCGCAUUUGGUAUGGCUCAACAUAUCCGACAAUCAUCUGAAAUGGUUCGAUUACGCCCUGAUACCGACCGGUCUGCAAUGGCUCGACAUACAUGCAAACCAAAUAGAAGAACUGGGUAAUUAUUUCGAAAUAGAAUCGAGCCUUUCGUUGAGCACCUUCGACGCCAGUUCCAACAAGCUGACUGAGAUAACCGGCAGUUCGAUACCGAACAGCGUAGAGGUUUUGUUCCUGAACGACAAUCUGAUUUCGAAGGUUCAAUCGUACACCUUCUUCAAGAAACCGAACCUGACCAGGGUGGAUCUGUUCGGUAACAAGAUAACCAGUCUGGAUCCGAAUUCCCUGAGGAUAUCCACGGUUCCCGUCGACAAGCAGCUGCCUGAAUUUUACAUAGGUGGAAAUCCGUAUAGGUGCGAUUGUACCAUGGAAUGGUUGCAGAAAGUUAACGUGGGUAAUCGUGUGAGGACUCAGCCGAAAUUGGUGGAUUUGGAGAGUAUCUAUUGUUCGUUGUUGUAUAAUAGAGGAAGGACUUAUGUUCCUCUUGUGGAAGCCGCGCCGUAUCAGUUCCUGUGCACCUACGAAACUCACUGUUUCGCCCUGUGCCACUGCUGCGAUUUCGACGCCUGCGACUGCGAAAUGACCUGCCCGACCAAUUGUACUUGUUAUCACGACCAAUCUUGGUCGGCCAACGUUGUGGAUUGUUCCUCCGGCGGCUACGUGGCUAAAUUACCCGAGCAGAUACCGAUGGACGCGACUCAACUCUACCUGGACGGUAACGACCUGCGGUCGUUAAACAGUCACGCAUUUAUCGGCCGCAAACGGCUCAAGAUCCUCUUCCUAAACAACUCAAACGUCGAGCUGAUACAAAACCGCACGUUCAACGGACUCCUCGAUCUCGAACUACUCCACCUGGAUCAGAACAGGAUUGCCGAGUUGCACGGCUACGAAUUCGACGGUCUGGCCGGUCUGAGGGAGAUUUUCCUGCAGCACAAUCGCAUCUCGCACAUCCACAACCAGACGUUCAACGGGCUCAGGCAGUUGAGGGUGUUGAGGCUCGACCAUAACCGGCUGACGACGUUCAACGUGUGGAACUUGCCGACCACCCUUAUCGACGCGACCAUGGCGUUCAAUCCUUGGUCCUGUGACUGCGAAUUUUCCGAACGGCUGAGAGAAUGGAUGAUACGUAGCGCCGGAGUCACGGACAUCGCGAAAGUCCGCUGCAUUCAUAACAUAACAGACAUCGAUUUUUACGACGAGAGCGUAUUCUCGGAGAAUUCCGACAACGGCUUCAAUGUGAGCACGGAAAACGGUACUUUAUGCACCGGAAUAGCGAUUGAUAACUCCGUGAACGGCAAUUUGACCGCUACGAAAACCAUCAUCAAGAAACAGGUGAUACAGGAUUAUCUGCCGAUCUUGGUGGGUACCCUCACAGUGUUCGCCGUGAUCGUUCUGUUGACCCUGAUCGUGUUCAUAUUCAGACAGGAGGUGCGGGUGUUCUGUCAUUCGAAAUUCGGGAUAAGGCCCUUCCAGAGGUCGAACGAAUUGGAUCGCGACGAUCGAGAGAAGUUGUUCGACGCGUUCGUCAGUUAUAGUUCGAAGGACGAGGCAUGGGUGGCGGAGGUUUUAGCGCCUGCUCUAGAACCGAACUACAAGCUGUGCCUCCAUUAUAGAGACUUUCCGGUGGGCGCCUUCCUAGCCGACACCAUCGUGCAAGCGGUCGAAUCCUCGAAAAGGACUAUAAUGAUCCUGUCAGAAAAUUUCAUCAAGUCCGAAUGGUGCAGGUUCGAGUUCAAAUCGGCGCAUCACCAAGUGUUACGCGAUCGUCGGAAAAGACUAAUCGUGGUGUUGCUCGGUGAAGUUCCCCACAAAGACUUGGAUCCGGACAUUCGUCUGUACCUAAAGACGAACGUCUACUUGCAGUGGGGCGACAAGCUUUUCUGGGAAAAACUCAAGUACUGCCUGCCGGACGUGCCCAACAACCAACGCCUGAGGAGCUCCGUACGAGGUCCCCACGUUCAUCAUCAUGUCCACAGGCAUAGCGCGAGGGGUCAGCCCCCCAACCCCCCCGGAAACGCGGCCAGGACGGUUGCGAUACACAUCUGAAGACUGUUUUAGUGCGACUUAAUUAUCAAUGUCAACAAAUUGUGAUAUUCCGAGAAGCAGACUGCGAGUGCAAUUCGUGCGAAGAAUGUGAUAGUCAAUUUUUGCGUGGGAGGUACAGGUGUGAAUGGAAGAUGUAGUGAAAGGGUAGAGUAUUUGUGAACGGUGCGAAUGUGGAAAAACAGAACCUCCUGAACCGUGUUCCGGACCUGCAGUAAUCCAGGGCGUCCUUGAAUCGCUGUAAAUACGGACUUGUAUAGCUAAUAAUAGGUAAACUGUAUAUCUGAAUUUCUGUAAAUAAUUUAUAUAUAUUUUUUAUUAUUUUUUUGGCCACUAUUUAUUGUAAAGUUUUCGAAUAUUUUUUCUGUACGUAAUUUCCGAUGAGCAUCUUUCCUGUGUGAAAGUGAUGAAUUUUUUAUAUCUACUGAAAUACGCUAACGCCUUCAAAUAUGGGAGUCUAAUAAAACGUCAUUUUUA
Coccinella septempunctata (seven-spotted ladybird) is the source of this 4346-nucleotide messenger RNA. It is a transcript of the gene Tollo, whose product is annotated as toll-like receptor Tollo. Gene Ontology annotation, molecular function: protein binding. NCBI's taxonomy places the organism in Eukaryota, Metazoa, Arthropoda, Insecta, Coleoptera, Coccinellidae. The transcript has a single exon. Bases 144 to 3872 code for a protein of 1242 amino acids. The record is from RefSeq and is a predicted model, not a curated record. Gene Ontology annotation, biological process: signal transduction. Gene Ontology annotation, cellular component: plasma membrane.